CUUUCCUCUCUGUAUAUUAGCCGUCCUAAACUAUCAGUCACACACUCCACGAUCAAAAAUGGCUUCAGCUUCAUCAUCGGCGGCGAGAUCACUCAUCCGUGACGGAAAAUCAGUGGCGAAUCUACUCCUCCGUGGACGUACGACCAAUCUUACUGAGACAGUGCAGAACAAUAGACCGGCCAUUCGAUCUCUGCUUUGGUUUAACCAGACGCCGGCGGCUAGCCAAUACCCUGUUUUCUCUGAAACUUUUCCGGUUAUGCAAUCCGGUUUACGUGUCGGCUUCGUUCAGAAGGAGGCUGUCUCGGAGAGGAUAGGGAAAAUGGAGGCGGCUCAUGGAAAGCGAGUGGUGGACAACGAGGACGCUGAUUCAGAGGAGGAGACAGAUUUUGAUGAGGAAGAGAUUGAUGACGUGGAUAUCGACGACGAUGAAGAUUUUGAUGAUAUUGACGAUGAUGAGGAAGAGGAGGAUGACAAGUACACAAGGAAGAAGAAGUAACUCUUUUAAUUCUUCACAAAAUGCUUCUGUUUUUGCUUGAGAUUAAUGGCUUAGACGACAUAAAACUUUCCUUGAUGAAAUGAUUUUUAAAAUGACGAUUUCUUCUUGUUUGUCUCAUUAUAUUUUCCUUCACAUUCCAAAUUUAUAAUAAAAUUAGUGGUUUUGG
Arabidopsis arenosa is the source of this 662-nucleotide messenger RNA. NCBI's taxonomy places the organism in Eukaryota, Viridiplantae, Streptophyta, Magnoliopsida, Brassicales, Brassicaceae. The record is from the annotation of a GenBank genome assembly.